AUGAUUUUAUCCAUAAAUUUAGGAUAUUUUAAAGAACACCUAAGCUUUUUACGACAACUGAUACCUGAAAGGCCGUUAUUGUCAACUAGUCAAAAGUUAGUAAUUGUAUCUGUUUCAACUUCAGUAGUGGUUUUUGGAGUUUUAUCCAAUUACCUACGACGAAAAAAAAGAGUUAUAGACCCUUCAAAGCUCAAAGACACUUCACAAUAUCGAAGAGCAGUUUUUAGUACUGUCAGUGGUAAAAGGUCCAGGACAUCUGGUAUCCGUAGUCCAAAUGGGGAAGUGGGUAGUAUUGCCAGUAGUGGAAGAAGGAGUGCUGCAUACAGUGAUAAAUUCAAUAAACAAGGGUCCAUUGCCAGUGGGAAGGGGUCAAUAGCAUCUGGGAGCCUGGUAAGCAGUGGAUUGCCCAUACCAGAGGGCCUCAACACAUCCAAUUUGACUCCACAACAACUAGGAGUUAUGGGGAGGUCAGUAACCUCAGAAAACGUUGAAAAGGUGUGA
Phaedon cochleariae (mustard beetle) is the source of this 501-nucleotide messenger RNA. The record is from the annotation of a GenBank genome assembly. Lineage: Eukaryota; Metazoa; Arthropoda; Insecta; Coleoptera; Chrysomelidae.